GGGGCAGGAAGAGCCUUUUGCUAUUUGGGGUGACAGCUGUCAAGACCCCAUAGACUUAAACUGUUUGCACUGUUACUUUAUUGCUGUUCCCUGGAUGGUCAGCAUGAAGAGCUGCAUAUUUUUGGCGUUGGUCGGACUGACCACUUUGACCACUGUGCACGUGUAUGCAUAUGUUGACGAGUACACGGACACGCUGACGGGGUGCCAGUGCUGGUUCGACAGUUCCCGGUGGGACUGUGCCUGCUGCCGCCCGGGCGGGUGUCAGUGUUACACCCCCCAGCCGCACCGCUGUAUCCCGUGCGGCACCGACUGUGGCGACUACCCCUUGUUCCCCUGGGCCAUAGACAAUGGUGUUGAGCAGCACGUGGCCAGUUCGUGUCCGCAGUGCGUGUGGACUGUGAUGACCAUGUUCCAGUCCAUCUCUAUUCCAUCUGGUUUCGUCACCAAAACCUACAGUCCAUCAGACGAAGAUCUGAUCAACCCAGAGCGAGGCUGGUGGAAAUUUAAGGCCGUCCACGCCUCGGACUACCAUGUCCUACCGGUCUCCCGGCUUCAGACGUUCCGGAGCGAGGGUCACACCCUGAUCUUCCGGUACUACGUCCUGGACCUGUUCGUCCACUCGGACAUCAGCUCCGCCUUCCUGGCCAACCUGCAGGCGGACCUGAACAACGUCCGGGCGGCUGGAGUCAAGAUCGUCCCCCGCUUCUGUUACACGCUCACGGCGGGCGACUCUACUGACGCCCCCUUACCCCAAGCACUGCGUCACGUGGCCCAGCUGAAGCCAUUUCUUCAGGCCAAUGGUGACGUCAUCGGUGCGGUACAGACGGGCUUCAUUGGAACAUGGGGUGAGGGGUAUUACAGCGACAACUACAGCACGCUGAACAGUGUGGGAAACCCUAUCAUAGUAACAGAUGACGACUGGGCCAAACGUGCCACACUGUUGGAUGCGGUCCUGGAUGCGGUCCCAAACGACAGAAUGGUCCAGAUACGGUACAUGAAGUACAAACGGAGGUUUACCGGUGAUGACUCCCCAUUGACUGAAUCAGAGGCUCGCAGUGGAUCCAAAAAAGCUCGCAUUGGUCAUCACAAUGACUGUUUUCUGGCCAGCGACAGAGACUGGGGAACGUUCCAAGACCUGAGCGCGGACUACCCCUACCUGUCAGCGGACACCAGGUACACUGUCAUGGGCGGAGAGACCUGCAACUACAACCCUCCACGGUCGUCUUGUGACACAGCCGAGCGGGAGUUGGCUCUCUUCCACUGGUCCUACCUGAACCCCACCUUCAAGCAAGAUGUCACAGACGAGUGGAAGCAACAAGGCUGUUACGAUAGAAUCGGCCGGCAUCUCGGUUACCGGUUGGAGCUGGUGUCCGGUACGUACCGCAGCGCGGUGCCGCAGGGAGGGACGUUCUGCGGCCGGCUGGAGAUCAGGAAUGUCGGGUACGCCGCGCCCUUCAACCCGCGGGACGUCAGAAUCGUCCUGCAGCAGGACGGCGUCAUCGUGACGUCACUGAUGGUGACAGGUGUAGACCCACGUGACUGGCAUCCGGGUACUUUGCACACUGUCCCCAUCUCUGUGCAGUUGCCUAGCAACGUGACGCCAGGAAGCUAUCAGGUGUUCCUGUGGCUGUCUGACCCCAGUCCGACCAUCUCAGACCGGGCGGAGUUCAGCAUCCUGCUGGCGAACACCGGAGUACCGGACCCCCUCACCGGCCUCAACAACCUCGGGCAUACACUGCAGGUGGAGCCGACUGGGUCCCACUCGUCUUGCUGACGCAGGUGACUGUCUUUCAG
Messenger RNA from Branchiostoma belcheri (Belcher's lancelet), 1794 nucleotides. RefSeq lists its product as uncharacterized. The coding region runs from base 95 to 1774 and encodes 559 amino acids. Lineage: Eukaryota; Metazoa; Chordata; Leptocardii; Amphioxiformes; Branchiostomatidae. The record is from RefSeq and is a predicted model, not a curated record. The transcript has 14 exons.